CUUCAGCGUCGUCCCAUCACCGAUCGCACUCCGCGCGUCAACGAAGAGCGAAGGGGGUCCCACAGACAACAGCCGUCUUGUGCGCUUGUAAACACGACUCUGUGUGUGUGUGCGUCUGUGUGUGUGUGUGUGUGAGUCUCUGUGUGUGUGUGUGUGUGUCUGUGUGUGUGUGAGUCAACUUUGGUGUGCGAGGUUUGAGAGAUGUUAGUGGAGGCUCGCGACGAGAGAAGAGAGAAGAGCCUCCUUGGACAAUUUGAAGAGAGGGCAGAGACGGCACGCGAGUGAGGAGCCUCACUCUCCUCUCUCUCCUCUCUCUGUGUGCCCGUGCGCUCGUGCGCUCACUCGCUCUUCAAGCACCACCGACCCACCGCCACCUCGUCUCUCCAUCACUCAUCACCUCGUCUCUCUAUCAUCUGGUUUCUCCAUCACUUCGUCUCUCUAUCACCCACCCAUCACCUCAUCUCUCUAUCAUCUGGUUUCUCCAUCACUUCGUCUCUCUAUCACCCACCCAUCACCUCGUCUCUCUAUCAUCUGGUUUCUCCAUCACUUCGUCUCUCUAUCACCCACCCAUCACCUCAUCUCUCUAUCAUCUGGUUUCUCCAUCACUUCGUCUCUCUAUCACCCACCCAUCACCUCGUCUCUCUAUCAUCUGGUUUCUCCAUCACUUCGUCUCUCUAUCACCCACCCAUCACCUCGUCUCUCUAUCAUCUGGUUUCUCCAUCACUCACCCACCACCCCGUUUCUCCAGCACCCAUCACCUCGUCUCUCCAUUACCUUGUAUCGAUUCACUCGCAUCUACCAUCAUCAUCACCACACUCACGCGCCACCAUCAUCAUCAACGUUACCAUCAUCAUCAUCAUCAUCAUCCGCAAGAUCUCUUCUUCAACGAGCGCGUGGUUACAGCGAGCGAACAUCGGUCCAUCCGACCCCAGACUGCCCGCCCCAGGUUCGACUCCGAACCCAGCCGAGCCGGACCCAGACCAGACCCGGACCGGGCCUAACUGGACCUGGUCCGCACUCAACCGGACCCAACCGGACUCAACCGGACUCAACCGGACCCAACCGGACCUGAACCGGACCCAACCGGACCUGAACCGGACCUGAACCGGACCUGAACCGGACCCAAGCGGACUGGGACUGCAUCCAACUAGAACCUGGACCGGACUCAACCCGAACCCGACCCAGAACCAUGGGUACAGGCAAGCAACGCGGUCCGCAGAGUGGGUACUGGUCUUGAACCAGGGGCGCUAGGACCUGGGACCAAGACACGAAAGACCGGCGAAGCAGCACCACCACCACCAUCAUCAUCACAGGAACCCAGGAACCCAGAAUCAGCACCACGGACAGCGCCCAGAGACGGGGAUUUUGAGUGACGGCUAGUCGGGAAUUCGCUGAGCCGAACCACAGACCCACCAGAGCUGGAUCCCAAAACUGAACUCCGCACCCCGAGGCCCCAGACCUUGGCACGGGGACCCCCUCGAGACGGCGGAACGCUGAGCCCGAGGAAGACGACGCGGCGUUACAGCCUGGACCCCCAGGAGCGAGGUCCCAGGAGACGCCUCGGGUCGCGAUGCUGCGAGCGGCGCUGUGGUGGGCGGCGCUGCUGGGACGAGUGGGGAUGGUGGGUGGUGGUGGUGGUGGACUGAGCUCGCCACCGGCCUGGGGUGACGUCGCUUCGCCAGCCGAGUCCGCUUCGAGUGCCGGGCCGGAUGAUCAAGUCGCCAGCGCCGGUCCCUACGGUCCUCUCCUCCUCGAUACCCAUCAGCAGCAGAAUCAUCAUCAGCAGCAGCAGCAACAGCAGCAGCAGGAGGAUGAUGGCGAUGUUGAUGGUCACGAUCAACGUUUACAGCAACAGCAGCAGCAACAUGAUGAUGGCGAUGUUGAUGGUCACGAUCAACGUUUACAGCAACAGCAGCAGCAGCAACAUGAUGAUGGCGAUGUUGAUGGUCACCGAUCAACGUUUACAGCAACAGCAGCAGCAGCAACAUGAUGAUGGCGAUGUUGAUGGUCACGAUCAACGUUUACAGCAGCUACAGCAGCAGCUCAAUCAGAAUGAGCGGGGAGAUCAACAUGAGCAUGAACAGACUGAACGUGAUCAUCAUCAUCAGCAGCAGCAGCAGCAUCACUCUUAUCCGCAGCAGGGAUAUCUUCUCCAGCAAGAUCAAGAUGAGUAUAAUGAUUAUGACGGUGGUGGUGGUGGUGGUAGUCAGCAGCAGCAGCAGCAUCACGAUCAGCAUCUCCUGCAUCAUCAUCAUCAUCUUCUUCUUCUGCGCCGUCCGCAAGGCCCCGAGCUGACGAACUUUCUGUCUGGGUCGCGGCGUCUCGCCGUGCAGGGCCUCGCACGCACCACGGGGCCUCUCUGGGGGUGGCUCUCCUCCUCCACUCAUCAUCAUCAGCAGCAGCAACAGCAGCAACAGCAGCAGCAGCAGCAACAGCAGCAACAGCAGCAGCAGCAACAGCAACAGCAGAAUCAGUAUCAGCAGCAGCGGCAGCAGUUGACUCAGUAUGAUCAUCAGCAGCAACAGCAGCAGCAACAGCAGCAGCAACAGCAGAGUCAGUAUCAGCAGCAGCGGCAGCAGUUGACUCAGUAUGAUCAUCAUCAGCAGCAGCAGAAUCAGUAUCAGCAACAGCAGCAGCUACAAGAGCAGCUGCAGCCACAGCAGCAGCUACAGCCACAGCUACAGCAGCAUCUACAGCCGCAGCAGCAGCUGCAGCUACAGCCACAUCAGCUACAGCAGUUACAGCAGCAGCUACAGCAGCUACAGCAUCAGCAGCAGCAUCAGCAGCAGCAGCAGCAGCUACAACAGCUACAGCAUCACCAUCAGCAGCAGCAUCAUCAUCAGCAGCAGCUACAACAGCAGCAGCAGCUACAGCAGCUACAGCCUCACCAUCAUCAGCAUUAUCAUCAGCAGCCAGGCCAGGCGCGUUCGCGUCCGCGGCGUCGCCCCAUGGUGAAGACGGGCCGCUUCAAGAAGAUGUUCGGCUGGGGCGACUUCAACUCGAACAUCAAGACGCUCAAGCUGAACCUGCUCAUCACGGGCAAGAUCGUCGACCACGGCAACGGCACCUUCAGCGUCUACUUUCGCCACAACUCCACGGGCCACGGCAACGUUUCGGUCAGCCUGGUGCCUCCUGCCAAGGCGCUGGGCUUCGGCGCCGCGACGCAGCAAGCGACACUGGUCGACCCCAAGGCAUCCAAGACGUUCAAUUGCCGCGUGGAGUACGAGAAGGUGGACCGCGCCAAGAGGACGUCGCUCUGCAACUUCGACCCGACGAGGAACUGCUACCAGGAGCAGACGCAGAGCCACGUGUCGUGGCUCUGCUCGAAGCCGUUCAGCGUCAUCUGCAUCUACGUCGCCUUCUUCAGCACGGACUACCGGCUCGUGCAGAAGGUGUGCCCCGACUACAACUACCACAGCGACUCGCCUUACUACCCCACCGGCUAACG
This is a messenger RNA of Lethenteron reissneri (Far Eastern brook lamprey), 3448 nucleotides long. Its product is annotated as putative mediator of RNA polymerase II transcription subunit 26. Lineage: Eukaryota; Metazoa; Chordata; Hyperoartia; Petromyzontiformes; Petromyzontidae. Gene Ontology annotation, molecular function: signaling receptor binding. The record is from RefSeq and is a predicted model, not a curated record.